Molecule: messenger RNA, 699 nt
Organism: Pleurotus ostreatus (oyster mushroom)
Lineage: Eukaryota; Fungi; Basidiomycota; Agaricomycetes; Agaricales; Pleurotaceae
Exons: 3
Coding region: 1-699 (232 amino acids)
Biological process (GO): error-prone translesion synthesis; error-free translesion synthesis
Cellular component (GO): nucleus
Molecular function (GO): DNA-directed DNA polymerase activity; deoxycytidyl transferase activity
Source: RefSeq, a predicted model, not a curated record
AUGGACGCCUACUUCGCCGUGAAGAAGCCUUCCGCGCUGCGCGCCUCGUCCGAGAAGAAGUCUGACACCAACAAGAACAAGAAACCUUAUGCCCGCCAAUCUGGACGCGAUGAAACGAACAUCACGAAGCCUAACAAAGUCGGGGAACUAUCUACCCGCGAGCUGAACAAGCUCGUUUUGAGCACUCUUUCGCACGAGUCCAACCCAGUCACUCAUUCGGAUAUCUAUGAACGAACUGAACACAUCGUAUCUGCUGCUACUGGUCAUCAACGAGGUGAUGGUCGUGCCAAUGGUCCCCAGAAAACCUACUUUGAGCACCGCACGAAGAAAUUGUCUGAGCAGAAAGUAGCUGCAGCUGGGAACGCGUCGAGUGAGCCUCAAGUCAUGCGCAACGUCCGAAUAUACAUCAACGGUUACUUGAGCAAUACCACCGACAUUGAGAUGAAGAGAGUUGUGGUUCGGGCCGGCGGCGACGUUUUGUUAACGCCAUCCGGUGCCACUCAUAUUCUUACUUCUCAACAGCUGAGUGGGUCAAAGACGCACAAACUGACAGCGAAAUCCCGAAACCAUGUGCACGUCGUGAAACCGGAAUGGGUGACUGAUAGCAUCAAGACAGGCAAGAAGCUCAAAGAGAUGGAUUACGCCGUUAUCAAAUCCACGAACGCGCAGUCGUUGACGAGCAUGUUACGAAAGCAGUGA